AUGAAGGUAGAAGAGCUUAUUAUCGACGGUUUCAAGUCGUAUGCGACCAGAACAGUUAUAUCAGAUUGGGAUCCACAAUUUAACGCUAUAACGGGGCUUAACGGAUCUGGUAAAUCCAAUAUUCUCGAUGCGAUAUGUUUCGUGCUGGGAAUAUCAUCUAUGGCAACUGUUCGGGCAUCAAACCUGCAAGAUCUGAUCUACAAGAGGGGCCAAGCAGGUGUCACGAAAGCUAGUGUUACAAUAGUUUUCGACAAUACCGACAAGAAAAACUCUCCCAUUGGAUUUGAGACGUACCCUCAGAUUUCCGUCACCCGGCAGAUUGUACUGGGAGGCACCAGCAAGUAUUUAAUCAAUGGCCAUCGUGCCCAGCAGCAAACCGUUCUUCAUUUGUUUCAGUCAGUACAGCUGAAUAUCAACAACCCGAAUUUUUUGAUCAUGCAGGGCAAGAUCACCAAAGUUCUGAACAUGAAGCCCACGGAAAUCCUUUCGCUCAUUGAAGAAGCUGCUGGCACGAAAAUGUUCGAAGAUCGCAGAGAGAAGGCAGAGAGAACCAUGACAAAGAAAGAGACAAAACUGCAGGAAAUACGAACGCUACUUGUUGAAGAGAUUGAGCCAAAACUUGAAAAACUUAGAAGUGAAAAGCGUACUUUCCUGGAGUUUCAAAAUAUUCAAUCAGAUCUCGAAAACACUUCUAAAAUCGUCAACGCCUUUGCAUAUCGCUCUUUGCUUCACAGUCGUAAAAACACGGAGGAGUUACAGAGAUCAGGCCAGACAAGAAUUGAUCAGCUUCGCGCGUCCAUCGAGAAAACGCAAACCGAAAUGAAGAGUAUUGAAGAAGACCUGAACGUAAUUAAGGCUCAAAAGAGGGAUGAAGUUAAAAAGGACGGCACUUUGAGGCAGCUCGAAUCUCGAGAAAGUCAGCUCAAUAACGAUCUAUCUCGCCUCAAGACCUCUUUGACCAUUACUGCUGAUAACCUGGACGAGGAAUUGGCGAAGUCUCAAGCACUCAAUAAUGACAUAUCCAAAUACGAGGACCUGCUCAAGACAAAGAACGCGUCUUUCGAAAGCAUUCAGGCCGAAUACAGUUCUUUGAGUGAAGUAGUUGAAAAUUCCAAGAGGUCUUUACAAUCAAAAGAAGAACUUUUGUCGACGCUAACUACUGGUAUUUCGUCGACCGGCGCAACCAGUAGUGGGUACCAAGCUCAGUUGAAUGACGUCGAGACACAGCUCAAUGAUGCAAGAAUAAAUGUCCAGAGAUAUGACAUGAAGAUUGAGCUCCUUAAAAAGGAAUUGGGCGAAAACGAGCCUAAACUGAUCAAAGCGAAGCAAUCAGGCGAGCAGGCUAAAAAGGAUUUAGAGUUAUGCCAUUCCAAGUGCUCGGAACUAAACUCCCAAUUACAGAAUCUAGGUUUCGAUCCAAAUCGAUUCAAGCAGCUAAAGGAGCAGGAGGUCAAGAUAAAAAAUCAGCUCUAUAGCAUCUCGAAUGAGAUGGAAGUCCUGAAAAGAAAGGUAGCGAACAUUGAGUUUGCAUAUAACAAACCUUCUCCGGAUUUCAAAACAGACUCCGUGAAGGGUGUCGCUGCCCAGUUAUUUUCUUUAGAUGAAAGCAAUUUCGCCAGUGCGACGGCUUUGCAAGUUUGUGCUGGCGGGAGACUUUUUAAUGUCGUUGUUGACAACGAAAGAACAGCAUCUCAAUUACUAGAAAAGGGUAGACUGCGAAAGAGAGUUACAAUCAUUCCUUUGAAUAAAAUUUCGGCAAGAACUCUUCAUCAAAAGGCCGUCAGUAUUGCUAAGGAGCUGGCGCCUGGGAAUGUGGACUUAGCUCUCAACUUGAUAGGAUAUCAAGACGAGGUAGCGAGUGCAAUGAAAUUUAUUUUCGGGACAAGCUUGAUUUGCAAAGACGCCGAAAGCGCACAAAAGGUCACAUUUCAUCCCCAAGUCAGAGCCAGAAGCAUUACAUUGCAAGGAGACAUAUAUGAUCCUGAGGGAACUUUGUCAGGCGGGAGUCGUAAUACGAACAGCUCGGUUCUCAUAGAUAUCCAGAAGUACAAUAAAUUCUCCAAAGUGGCAAUGGACCUGGAGAACGAUCUUGCAGAUCUCGGAAAACAGAUUAAGCAUUACCAUGAUAUUUCUAGCACUACAAAAAAUGUUCAGCAUGAUCUGAACCUUGCCUCUCACAAACUUCAAUUGGCUCAACGCAACUUCGACAACAACCCUGCCAUUCAAUUAAAUUCGAGGAAUGAGCAGAUCAAUACGGAAAUAUCAGAAUGUCAACAGAAGAGAGAUGAUGCCUUAUCCCAAAUUAGUCUAGCGGAGAGAGAACACUCGAGAAUCCAGAAAGAUAUGGAGGAAUUUAGUAAGGACAAAGGAUCUAAGCUAGAAGAACUGAGGAGGGAAGUAGAAACUUUGAAGACUGAAAUUGAAGGCCAUCAAGAACGUUUGGAGAAAAGCGAAGAUAUAAACCAAAUGCUUCAAGUCGAAAUUGAUCAAUUGAAAUCUGACAUUUCUACGGCUAGGUCUGGAGUAUUGGAGUCAGACGGAAAUUCUAAACAGCUGCACGUUGAACAAGGUACUUUCCAACAUGAGCUGGAAGCAGUCUCAGCAGAGCUCAAGCAAACGCAAGAAAGGGUAGUCGAUGAGAAGAAACGACUUUAUGAGAUAGAUGAGGAACUGCGCGUACUUUCGGACCUUCUCAGAACAAAAGACGGGCAAUCCAAAAGCGAGGCCAUUGAACUCAAAAAACUUCAAAACGAGAUCAGUAAGUUAGAAAGCAGCACAACUUCAGUUGAAGAAAGUAUAAAGAAUCUGGUAGAAGAAGAACAAUGGCUUAAUGAUGAGGGUUUAGUCUCCAGCAUAGUGAGCCAAAAUGACGGAAUAAACGUACAGGCUUACCGACAGCGGGCAGCACAGCUUGCUGAAAAAUUUGAUGGUAUGAAGCGUAAAGUAAAUCCGAACAUCAUGAGCAUGAUAGAAAACGUGGAAAAGAAGGAGUCUGCUCUGAAGACAAUGAUCACCACAAUCGAAAAGGAUAAAACUAAAAUUCAAGAAACGAUUACAAAGCUUAACGAGUACAAGAGAGAAACCCUCAUAAAAACAUGGGAAAAGGUCACGGUGGAUUUUGGACAUGUUUUUGGGGAGUUACUACCGAACUCGUUUGCCAAACUCGUCCCGCUGGAGGGAAAGGACGUAACUGAGGGCCUUGAGGUGAAAAUCAGGUUAGGGACCAUCUGGAAAGAAAGUCUAGUUGAACUAUCGGGAGGACAAAGAUCCCUCAUUGCCUUGUCUCUCAUACUUGCGUUACUGCAAUUCAAACCUGCCCCCAUGUACAUCUUAGAUGAGGUUGACGCCGCCCUCGAUUUAAGUCACACUCAAAACAUUGGCCAUCUCAUCAGAACGAGAUUCAAAGGGUCGCAGUUUAUUGUGGUGUCUCUGAAGGAGGGAAUGUUCAACAACGCCAAUAGAGUCUUCCGAACUCGAUUUCAAGACGGUACCUCUGUUGUCAGUGCUAUGUAG
Molecule: messenger RNA, 3513 nt
Organism: Lachancea sp. 'fantastica'
Lineage: Eukaryota; Fungi; Ascomycota; Saccharomycetes; Saccharomycetales; Saccharomycetaceae
Source: the annotation of a GenBank genome assembly